GUCGGAGGCUGGGGCUGGCGGGAGCUCGCUGUCGUGGUGUGGGCGCUCGCUGGGGAGCUUCUGGCUGUGCGGACUGGCUGGCCAGGGGGCAGCGAAGCCCAGAGUCCACCAGGGACGGCGGCGCCUAGAGGACCCAGGAGCUGGUGGCUGCAAAGUGGGACCGCAAGUCCUUUAGCUUCUGGGCGCGCCGUGCAACCACGCUCCAUGCUCCGGCCGCGGCCCGGCCCCUCGCCCCGUCGCUGACGGCGUCUGCCGCCCCGGCAGCACCCAUGUCCUGCGCGCUCCGGGAGUCGUAGGCUGCAGCUGCGCCGCGGCUCCGGGAGCCGGCGUGGGCGCUGCGGCCGUGGGGGGCGUCAAUGGAUCGCCAUUCCAGCUACAUCUUCAUCUGGCUGCAGCUCGAACUCUGUGCUAUGGCUGUUCUGCUCACCAAAGGUGAAAUCAGGUGCUACUGUGAUGCUGCCCACUGCGUGGCAACUGGCUACAUGUGCAAAUCAGAGCUGAGUGCCUGCUUCUCCAGACUUCUUGACCCUCAGAACGCAAAUUCCCCACUCACCCAUGGCUGCCUGGACUCUCUUGGAAGCACAGUGGACAUCUGCCCAACCAGACGGGCACAGAACCACUCUGGCACUGCUAUGCCUACGUUGGAAUGCUGUCACGAAGAUAUGUGUAAUUACAGAGGGCUGCAUGAUGUUCUCGCUCCUCCCAAGGGAGAGACCUCAGGUACAGGACAAGGAAACAAAUACCAGCGUGAUGGUAGCAGACACCUCAUCACCAAAGUGCAGGAGCUGACUUCUUCCAAAGAGCUGUGGUUCCGGGCUGCUGUGAUUGCUGUUCCAAUCGCUGGAGGGCUGAUUUUAGUGUUGCUGAUCAUGUUGGCCUUGAGGAUGCUUCGAAGUGAAAACAAGAGGCUACAGGAUCAGCGGCAACAGAUGCUCUCCCGUUUGCACUACAGCUUCCAUGGAUACCAUUCCAAAAAGGGGCAGGUUGCAAAGUUAGACUUGGAAUGCAUGGUUCCAGUGAGUGGGCAUGACAACUGCUGUCUGGCCUGUGAUAAAAUGCGACAAGGGGACCUCAGCAACGAUAAGAUCCUCUCACUUGUUCACUGGGGCAUGUAUAGUGGGCACGGGAAGCUGGAGUUCGUAUGACAAAGUCUUACCUGAACUGAGCUUUUUAGAUGCUCGAAGGUCUUUUUGAGUUCUGCUGGACAGGAGCACUUUAUCUGAAGAAAAACAAACUCAGUGUAAUCAUCUUUGAGAGAGAAUGACCUCUGCAAACAGAAUCUUGAUAUUUCUUCUGAAGGAUUAUUUGCACAGACUUAAGUACAGUCAAAUGUAUGAUUUGCUUUAAAGUUAUAAAAAGCAAAGAGAAGACUAUGUACACACUGUUACCAGGGUUAUUUGCAUCUGAUGGAGCUGGGAUGGAGCAGCUAAAUAAACCAAAAUCUGAUCUAUGUAAGCUCCUACAUCUUGAUUUAUUGUAAAGAUUUAAAAAAUAUAUAUAUAUAUAUAUAUAUAAAUAUAUAUAUAUUUUUUGUCUGAAAUUUAGUGGUGUCUUGUCAUAAAUUAAAAACUAAGCAGGAAGUGUAAGAAUCUGUUCAUUAUACAAAUGAAGAUCUGUUGUUGCUCAUAGUAGGGACCCGACUCUAGAGUUUGGCUUGAUUUUUAUUUUUAUUUUUUACACAAGACCAAGAUCUUGUUUAUUCUUACAUGUGCAUGUAUACUUUUCUUAUAGUGUGGAACAUUUCUAAAUGUGUACUGCCCAUCAUUCAGUGUCUUACCCACAUUUUUUUUUGUUAGGAUAAUUCUGGUUUAUAACUUUUGUGUAAGAGAAAUCUUAAACUUAUUUAUACCAGGUCAGAUGUCAUCAAUCAAUUUCUGAAGUUGCCUUAGCAAAGGUAAUACUAUUUAUCAACUUAACCCAGUUGCUCUGAAUACUUCUAAAAAUAUGUCUACCUCCAACCAAAAAAACAAAAAUGAAAACAACUAAAAAACCUAAACAAAGAUUUUUUUGUGAUCAAAGUUGGUAAUUAUCUACUUUUACUGUUGAUUUAAUUCAUCAGUUUAUGAGUAUUUUGGAUCCCAAAUUAACCAAACUUUAUUGUACCAUGUGCCCUAGUUUUCGAACCUUACAGAGUUAGACUAACAUUUUUUUUGACUUCUCAAUUUUUAGAAGGAUUUUCAGUAGUGAACGUUAUGAGAUUGAAAAUAAUGCACAGUACUACUAGGUUUUCUCUUCCAAAUGAACUUAUUAAUAUAACCUAAUAAAACACUGACUUUAGCCACUAAUACACUAAGUAACUAUGUCCACUCCAGUAGGACUUGCUGUCUGGCAACACUGCUCAGCCUGAAUUAAAACCCAUGCCACAUUUGUGUACUUUUCCCCAAAAUGGGUCUUUGUUAUCUUAAAUGUGGGAAUCACUUGCUGUAUAGGGUUUUUUCUAGACUCUUUUGUAUAUUUGAAACUUGCAUAAAAAUUAACCUAUAGCCUGCAUAUUUGAGUAUGGGGGUUUCCUUUAUGAGUGUUAAAGGAUUUAUUUUUGGCAUAUUUUCUGAUCAGCAUAAUUUGCGUCCCUUGUGAAGAUAAAUGUGGUGGCCAAGUUCAUGGAAGAAUCUGAGUUGAAAUGAUUAGUCUAAAAAUGAGUACCUAGAUGAAUAAUGAAGAUCACAGCCCCAAGCAAAUUAGGCUAUGGAAUAAAUACGCAUUUUAAUAAAUGA
Manis pentadactyla (Chinese pangolin) is the source of this 2714-nucleotide messenger RNA. It is a transcript of the gene BAMBI, whose product is annotated as BMP and activin membrane bound inhibitor. Lineage: Eukaryota; Metazoa; Chordata; Mammalia; Pholidota; Manidae. The transcript has 3 exons. Gene Ontology annotation, biological process: transforming growth factor beta receptor signaling pathway; negative regulation of transforming growth factor beta receptor signaling pathway; positive regulation of canonical Wnt signaling pathway. The record is from RefSeq and is a predicted model, not a curated record. Gene Ontology annotation, molecular function: frizzled binding. Bases 357 to 1145 code for a protein of 262 amino acids.